This is a messenger RNA of Melospiza georgiana, 942 nucleotides long. RefSeq names its product origin recognition complex subunit 6 (gene ORC6). Lineage: Eukaryota; Metazoa; Chordata; Aves; Passeriformes; Passerellidae. Gene Ontology annotation, biological process: DNA replication; DNA replication initiation. Gene Ontology annotation, molecular function: DNA binding. The transcript is spliced from 7 exons. Gene Ontology annotation, cellular component: nuclear origin of replication recognition complex. The record is from RefSeq and is a predicted model, not a curated record. Bases 1 to 801 code for a protein of 266 amino acids.
AUGGAGCGCGGGGCCGUGCGAGCCAUGGCGGCCCGGCUGGGCCUGGCCGAGCCCGCCCUGCUCAGAAAAGCUGAGGAGUAUCUGCGGCUGUCGCAGGUGAAGUGCACGGGGUUAAUGGCUCAAAUGACGGCGACGAGCAGUGCUGUGAUGUGCCUGGACCUGGCGGCGGCUUUCAUGAAACAACCGGUUGACAAAAGCUAUUGUGUCAAACUCUCUGGUUUGAACAAGACCACCUACCAGAGCUCCAUGAAGUCUUUGGAGUGUUUGCUUGGGGUGAACCAAAGGCUGGGAAUGCGAGACUUGGCUGUGCAGUUCUGCUGCUCAGAGGCAGUGACCAUGGCUUCAGAGAUCCUGCAGAGGUACGAGUGCAGCCUCUCGGAAGCACAGCGAGCAGACCUGGAUUUCUCCAAGCCCCUGUUUGUAACAGCUGCUCUGUGCACUGCAUGCAGGUGUUUGAAGCUAAAAGUGGACAAAACUAAAAUGGUGGCUACAUCUGGAGUGAAAAAAGCAAUAUUUGACCGGCUGUGCAGUCAGCUGGAGAAGAUAAGCCAGCAGCUCAGCAAGGCUGCUCCAGUGGCUGCAGAGACACCUGAGAGCUUGCAGAGCACCCUGCAGCAGUGUGAGCAGGAGGAUGGCUCUGAAGAGGAUGAGGAACUGCCAUGUAAACAGCCAAAGACUGAAACAAAUCAGGACUAUGAGGAAUGGAAAAAGAAAAUCCUGGAAAAUGCUGCUAAGGCACAAGAGACAAGGAGUAGUGACUCUGUAAUGCCACCCAGUAAUGUAACUGCUGCUUGCUCUUGAUUUUAACUCUCCCUCUGCUCUAACAAGAGAUCCAGUAGCAUGUGAAUGAUGGCUGCCUGGCAGACAGCUGAUUUUAUUUAGGUUUUAAGUAUUUAAGAAUGUUAUUUUUAAUAAAUGACACCAUGGAGUGGUGGGAUUUUA